Stylonychia lemnae is the source of this 999-nucleotide messenger RNA. NCBI's taxonomy places the organism in Eukaryota, Ciliophora, Spirotrichea, Sporadotrichida, Oxytrichidae. The record is from the annotation of a GenBank genome assembly.
AUGCUAGCAUUCAUUGUACCUGUCUUAGGACUGUACUAUGGAAUACAAUACAUAUUCCUCCUGCACCCUUCAUGGCUUAGACAUAAGAAAAAGACCAAGUUAUAACUUCCAGCACCUCCAACCAAGCUUAAGAAAUACGUCCAUUCUCACAGAGCAGGAGGAUCAUAUGAAAAACCGGAAAGUACUCUUAAUGCAUUCAAGCAUUCUGCAUAAAUUGGCGCUCUGGUUGAGACUGAUGUCCAAAUGACUAAGGAUGGAGUUUUAGUCGCUUUUCAUGAUGAUGACUUAAUAAGAACGUGUGGAGUUGACAAAAAAAUUAGCGAAACAGACUAUGCCGAUUUACCUUAACUCAGAUCACCAAUUCCAAUUUGGUUUUCUUAUGGAGAUUAAUACUUUUUCAAACCUGAAGAUGAAGGUCAUUCAUAGAUUCCUUCUCUCACUGAGGUUUUUGAAGCGCUACCAGCAACCACAAUUAUAAUGCUUGAAUUGAAAAACGCAGCAGAUUAAAAUGCCAGGAAAUAAUUGGUUGAGCUUAUAAAGAAGCAUGAUCGUUAGAGUACAACUAUUGUAGGUACUGGCUAAAGUGCCUACAAUAGACUCCUCAGUGGUUUAGAUGAAAAUCUUCCGAUUUUUAUGCCAGAGCUAAAAGUUAUAAAGUAUUUCCUAUACUAUUUGGUUGGAAUCCUAGCUUAUGUUAAAAUAGAGGAAGAUGUAGCAUCUCUACCAUAUAUGUCGAGACAGUAUGCUUCGGCGAAAUGGAGAUAAGAAAAAAGUGUCAAGACUUUCUUCUAUAUACCUAUUACAUGGAUAAUGAGUCAUCUCUGCGACGCCAUGAUAGUAAACUUUAACGAAAGAGGCAUUUACACAAAUUACUACGUUGCAAAUGAAGAGAGUGACAUCAAGAAUGCUUUUAAAAGAUCAAGUAUCCAAGGAGUAAUGACUGACAAACCAUCUCUUGCUUUGGAAGUCCUAAAUAAACUAAGCGAUGAAUUAAAGUGA